This is a messenger RNA of Durusdinium trenchii, 2442 nucleotides long. NCBI's taxonomy places the organism in Eukaryota, Dinophyceae, Suessiales, Symbiodiniaceae. The record is from the annotation of a GenBank genome assembly.
AUGCGGGCAUAUCAGCCUUCAGUGGAGCCGCUGUUGGAGGUGCUCCAGACUCUGAAAGCGCGGUUUCAGGCCCAGGAACAUCUUCCGGAACUCCAAGGGCAGCAGCUGUCAGAGGAGCUCUCGGUGACUGUGGCGCUCCUCCUGAGCGACGGUCAGCUGGGGUUGGAACUGACCGAUCCGACCAAUGAGUCGGAGAAGAAGUCUCCAAUUGAGGUGCUAGUGCUCGAAGCAUUGUUGGCCCAGAAGCUGUGGCAGGAGUCGAAGGACUCCAAGGUGAGUCGAUUGCUGGAGGUCGGAGCUCUACGGUUUCGCUUGGGCGACUUUGCGAUUGCCCUCCACGACUUGACGCUGGUGGUGGAGCAAGAGCCUGCCAACAAGGAGGCCGUCCGGCUGUUGGAGCGUUGUGAGAAGGAAGUGGCGCGCGAAGUGCAAGAGAAGGCGGGCUACCUCUACUCCCUAGAGUGGUCCGACGGUGAGGAUGCUUCGGUGGUGGAGGCACUGGAAAGCGAAAGGCUAAGGGAGCUGCAGGAGCUGAGCACCACAGAGGCUCCAAACACACCGCAUGCACAAAGACUGCGGGCGGUGCACUUGGAUCGUUUGGGUGCCAGACGCUUGGGGCUCCGGUUGAGAGAGCUGGUGAAUGGCUUGGAGGUGGAAGAAAUCCGUGACGGUGUCGUGAAGGACUGGAAUGCCACGGCAUCGCCGGGAGAAAGAAUUGGCGUUGGUGACAAGAUCGUGAAGGUGAACCAGGUCCGCGGCAGUGGCAGGAUGCUCUUGGCAGAGUUCCGGAAGGACCAGGUGCUCCACCUGCUGGUUGCUCCUCCAGGGGAUGACAUCGUGGCCAGCGAGGCCAGCAACAAGGUUCCUCCACGAGCGGAAGAACUCACCUGGCAGGAUCUCAGCCUGCAACAGCUUUUGGGUUGGAGCCCUCCAGGACUCUGCGAUUGGCAAUGGCACGAGACUCCUCUGCAGCAAGCCACUGGACUAGGUCCGUGGAAGAUGGCAGUGGUUCAGUUGGACGGUUGCACUUGGACUUCAGAGGUGGAUGAAGUCUUCAUGACCUCGCUGGAGUGUCAGGAGCGCAUUUCCUUCCCUUCCAAAUCCUGUUUGGCGAAGCUGCAAAGUUUGGACUUGAUACUCGUCCCGCUGUUGCUGGAUGAGGAGGUGGAGGAGCUGAGUGAGCUCUGCGAAGAGGUCCGCCGGUUCCUGGCCGAGCUCCAGGAGAUGGACCCCUUUGCACGGAUCGUCGCGUUGACCUGCGGCAGCAACGGCCCCGACUGCUUUGGCGCCCGAGACGAUGGGUUCGGAAUGCCCGCGGCCGCCCCGGCGCGCGGGAUGUUCCGCUGCUUCCGAUUGGAACAUCCUGAGACCCCCAUCUUGCACAUCGACACCGACGCCGUGGGGCCCGGCAAGACUGCAGAACUGGAGGCGCAGAUCCGCCGCGAGCUGACCUGGAGAUACAAUACCCAGCAGGCCUCUGACUUGGCUUUUCUGGGACGUGAGGUCGCCUAUCGCCGCCAGCGCCGCUUCGUGCCGCAGUUGGACGUGUGUCGUCAAGCUCCAGCCCGCAAGCGCGCCUGCCUUCAACGCACCGGUGUGGCACUGAUCACCGGCGGCACCGGUGGACUAGGAUUGACCACCGCAGAGGUCUUGGUCGACGCGGGUGUGCGCCAUGUAGUGCUUUGCUCACGCUCUGGGAAAGUCUCUGCAGAUGCGCCUGGGCAGCUGAUGGAGAGGCUGGAAGGCUUGCAGCGGACGGCGACCGUGGUCCUGGAGGCUUGUGAUGCAGCUGAUGAAGAUCAAGUGCUGGCGAUGCUUCAGAAGCUGCGUACCAACUAUGGCCCCUUGCGCUGGGUGGUGAACGCUGCGGGCAUCGUGCGCCCGUCGGACACGGCGGAGGAGUUGAAGGCGGUCUUCCAGCCCAAAUGCCUUGGAGCCUGGCACUUACAUAGGCAUACCUUGGAAGAUGACCUUGAGGCGAUGUGGUUCUUCUCCUCCCUCUCCGGUGGGAUCGGUACUGAAGGGCUCUACAACUAUGCAGCCGCCAACACGUACUUGGACGAGCUGGCGCACGUGCGGCGCUCGGCGGGGCUGCCGGCGACAUCGAUCCAAUUCCCCGAGGUGGAAGAGGCUGGCAUGGCCGCAGCCUACUUGGGUGGCGGAGGUGGUUCUGCCACAGUCAGUUUGUCAGUCGUCAAGUUGGCCUUGCGGCAGCUCCUCUUGGGCGAUGGGCCCAGAGCCUCCCCCGUGGUGGCCUUGCUACCGCCGGGCUACCUCAUCGCACGCUCGGUCUAUCAUUGGUUGGCCUUGGAGCCCUUGGAGAAGCGCAGGAACAAGGAGUUGUGGGAUUUGUUGGCACAAACCGAGAAGGAGAACAAGGAGGAAAUCCGAGAGUUGCGGAAAGAGCUCAAGACUCGUCGGGCUGAAGCGGCCACCAGGUGA